Molecule: messenger RNA, 4971 nt
Organism: Uranotaenia lowii
Lineage: Eukaryota; Metazoa; Arthropoda; Insecta; Diptera; Culicidae
Product: ATP-binding cassette sub-family C member 4-like
Exons: 11
Coding region: 518-4798 (1426 amino acids)
Biological process (GO): transmembrane transport
Cellular component (GO): membrane
Molecular function (GO): ATP binding; ATP hydrolysis activity; ABC-type transporter activity
Source: RefSeq, a predicted model, not a curated record
UGUUUCACCGGUAAGGGAAACUGUCCCGUCGCACGCAGUACAGUUCGAUCUACAGGAAGCGGUAGCCGCGAUUAUUGUAAAAAAAUAAAAACUAACUGACUAAGUGCUGAUAGUACAACUUUGCGCUCAUCCUGCCCAUCACUGGAACGGUUCUUCGAUAGAGACGGCGGCUCCUCUUCACAAAACAGUCGAAGGUUAUCAACCGGAGUGGAACGUUCGUUGAAGAUUUUACAGCCCGCUUCCUUUAGUUUUUUUGAAUUUUGAAUAUAGAACCAAUUGUAGGGUCUUGGUGGGGAAAAUUACCUGUGCGAAAAUAAUUCACAAAAGCAGUGCUUGACCAUGACCGAAUCGUGAGUGCCAAAAUCACAAUCAAAAAAAUUUCCUAGUAGUUGCAGCAGAAGCCCGAAAAAGCAAUGGACGAAAUAAAGUGAAAAAUAACCUAAAUAAGGGAACAACAUAAAGUGCCUUCAAAAAUAGUGAUUAAGUGCAACAAGAUUAAAAACAUAUCCAUCAAAAGAUGGACAAUUCGAGUAAGCCGGAGAAGAAGAACCCCCGGAAGGGAGCGUUCUGUUUGUCGCAGCUUCUGUUCGGAUGGUUGCUUCCGCUGUUUGGCCGUGGCUGUCUCCAUGGUCUGAACAAGGAUGAUCUGACCAAAUGCCUCAAACAGGACAAAUCCGAGGAUCUUGGAGAUCGGCUAGAAGAACAAUGGGAAAAAGAGAUAUCCCGAGCGCGACGAAAGAAUCGUCAACCGAAACUUCGAAACGCCUUGUUUCACACCUUUUACCGCCAGUGCCUUUUUGACGGAUUGUUGGUGUUUUUAUUCGUUUUAAUCAAGACCAUCCUCCCGUUAGUGCUUGCUCAAUUACUCGUCCAGUUCCAAGCACCGAUGAACACCACUCACGUGUCCGUGUCGGACAUUUCCUCGACGCCAUCGAUCGCUGAUCCUUUUCUGGCCACUACACUUGCUUUUCUCCACGAUCUAGAAGAAGAUCAUAAUGCGACCGAUAGCGAAGGAGAUCGACUUCGACGCAGCAUCGACGACAACAGGAAUGUUCUGAAUUUGCCUGAUCGAGAUUCGGAUGCAAAACGGGACGACUACAAUAAUGGAUUGGAUUAUUCGGACGGGCAGGAUGACGAAGUCGCGGAGGAUGAGGGCCAGAUGCAGGACGCCCCCGAGAUUCGACGGUUAAGUAGUGCCGGGGAUUUCUUCCAGUACGCCUGGAACGAUGCGUAUUGGCUGUCCGGGUUGUUAACCUUGUUAACACUGCUGGGCUGUUUCUGUUAUCAUCAUUCGGAUUUGAGGCAGCGAAUGGUCGGGGCCCGGAUGAGAAUCGCCUGCUGUUCCGCCAUCUACCGCAAGACGUUACGCAUGUCCAAGAAGGCGGCAGGUCAAACGCCGGCUGGAUACUUGAUCAAUUUACUGUCGAACGAUGUCAGCCGCCUGGAUUAUGGAUUUGUGUUUGUGCACUACGUUUGGGUGCUACCGUUUCAGGCAAUCCUCACGUGUUACCUCAUCUGGCUGCAGGUUCAAUGGGCAGCAGUGGUCGGUGUUCUGGGCCUGCUGCUGAAAACAAUCCCAGUUCAAACCGGGCUCGGAAGGUUGCAGUCGGUGCUGCGGAUGCGCGUUGCCGUCCGAACCGAUCAGCGGGUCGGCAUUAUGAACGAGCUCAUUCAAGGUAUUCAGGUCAUCAAGAUGUACGCUUGGGAGAAACCUUUCCAAACGGUGGUAUCGUUGGCUAGGAAAAAGGAAGUCCGUCAAAUUCGGUGGGCCUCCUAUAUAAGAGGGAUCUACUUGAGUACGAUGAUUUUUACUGAGAGAUCGACUUUGUUCUUGGCGAUAGUGGUGUGUUUCCUGGAAGGCCGAACGAUUACAGCGGACAUCGUCUUUCCGAUGGCUCAAUUUUUCAAUAUUUUACAACUGACGGCUGCCAUUUUCUAUCCCUUGGCUAUAAGUCUCGGGGCCGAGGCUUUGGUAUCGAUGGAUCGGGUCCAGGAGUUUUUGGAAAUGGAUGAACAGGAUAAGAAGAAUCCCGGACUCAGGAAGAAUGAGAUCGAAAUCGUUAAAAGUUGUCCGGAAACGGCUGUAGAACUAACCAACGUUUCUGCCAGUUGGGAAGAGAAUAAAGAAAAGACCCUGAAGGAUAUAACGCUCACAGCUAAAACUGGACAUCUUAUGGCAGUUGUUGGUCCAGUAGGAUCUGGAAAAAGUUCACUGUUACAGUUAUUGUUGGGUGAACUUCCUAUUCAAAACGGCCAGGUCAACAUCAACGGAGAUAUUUCCUAUGGGUCCCAAGAACCCUGGCUUUUCACCGGCACCGUACGUAACAAUAUCCUUUUCGGUCUACCGUACGAUCGAAAACGGUACCAGGAAGUGGUCAAACACUGUGCAUUGCUAACCGAUUUCGAUCAGCUACCGGAUGGAGACAAAACUAUUGUAGGAGAACGUGGAGCUUCCCUAUCCGGAGGUCAACGGGCUCGAGUUAAUCUGGCACGGGCGGUUUACAAAAAUGCUUCGAUAUUUUUGUUGGAUGACCCUCUCAGUGCCGUGGAUACGCACGUGGGCCGACAUUUAUUCGACGAAGUUAUGGGUCCUCGGGGAUACCUAGCCAAACAGCAGGCUACCAGGGUUUUGGUGACCCAUCAAGUUCAUUUCUUGAAGGAGGCCGAUUGGAUUGUGAUUUUGGAACACGGCAAGGUUCUAUCCCAAGGCACGUACCAGGAACUGUCGAAUAGUAAUCUGGACUUUGGCAAACUUUUGGGCUCGAUGGAAGCAAAAACCGAAAACAUUGAGGAGGAAGAGUUGGAAGAGAUUGCGGAUGAAGAAAUCCCGUUCAUAGAUGGCGCCAGGGCAGAAAGUUAUCGAUUGCUGAAAAGUGCUCAAUCAAUUCAGGGUCGAACGUCACUUUCUUGCGCGUCAAGUAUAGAGGAAAACCUCGGCCGUGCGACAGCAGAAGAUCAAGCCGAGGGCACUCUGUCCUUCAAAGUUUGGACAACCUACUUCAGAGCCGGUGGAAACGUGCUGUUGCUACUAUUCACAUUGGUGGUGUUACUGUUUUCACAAGUGGUCAUCAGUGGAUCGGAUUACUUUGUAACCUACUGGACCCGGCAGGAAGAGCGCCGGGUUAGGGACCUACCGGUGAGGUACUCCACGGAGGAUUUGCUCAUCAGUUAUGGAGUCAUCAUUUUUGGGGUUAUCUUCAUAACCACCUUCCGAGGGUAUCUCUUCUUCAACAUCUGCAUGCGGGCUUCGAGAACGCUUCAUGAUCGCAUGUUUGCCAAAAUUUUGGCGGCACCAAUGCGAUUCUUCGACACGAAUCCUUCGGGACGAAUCUUGAAUCGGUUUUCCAAGGAUAUGGGAGCCAUCGAUGAGUUGCUUCCCAAAGCGAUUAUGGAUGCCGUCCAAGUACUGUUGAUUAUGGUUGGUAUUCUGGUGGUUAUCGCGAUCAUGAACCCGAUUUUGCUACUUGCUUUACUUGGAGCAGUUAUCCUGUUCGCUGCCAUUUUGAAGCUGUAUCUUCGACCAGCACAGGAUUUGAAGCGGUUGGAAGGCAUCACUCGUAGUCCAGUAUUCUCUCACCUUUCGGCGACUCUAUCCGGUCUAUCAACCAUUCGAGCAAGUGCGGCUCAGAAAAAGAUCAGCCAAGAAUUCGACGCCCUACAGAACGUUCACUCGGCGGUGUGGCAGCUGACUAUGUCCAGUAACGCCGCACUUGGACUGUGGCUCGAUUGCGUGAGCACCGGUUUUGUAGCUUGCGUAGCGUUCAGUUUUAUUGCUCUUCAUGAAGACAUCCUCAGUGCCAACGUCGGGUUGGCCAUAUCCCAGGCAAUGAUCCUCACCGGGAUGGUUCAGUAUGGAAUACGUCAGACGGCGGAGUCCAUUCAGCAGAUGACAUCGGUGGAACGAAUUAUGCAGUAUACGGAAAUUCCUUCGGAGAAAGCUCCUCCCAAAAUACCACCAAAAGACUGGCCCUGGAAGGGGCAGCUAGAAUUCCGUAACAUGUCGCUCCGGUACGAUGUUGAUGGGGCCCCAGUGCUCAAAAACCUGGACUUAACAAUCGAGCCAACUUGGAAGGUGGGAAUUGUUGGUCGAACGGGAGCCGGCAAGUCUUCGCUAAUUGGUGCUCUCUUCCGGUUGGCUCCGAUCGAAGGAAAAAUCCUGGUGGAUGGAAUCGAUACCGGCGUUGUGUGCCUCGAAUCUCUACGAUCGAAGAUCUCGAUCAUCCCGCAGGACCCGGUUCUGUUCAGUGCCACCAUUCGGUACAAUUUGGAUCCCUUUAACCUGUACGAUGACGAUAGUAUUUGGCGAGCAAUCAACGAGGUCGAGCUCAAGUCGGCCAUCAAUGGGCUGGACUAUAUGGUGACUGAAAGUGGUACCAACUUCAGUGUUGGGCAGCGUCAGUUGAUUUGUUUAGCGAGAGCCAUACUCCGAAAUAACAAAAUAUUGGUGCUGGAUGAAGCAACCGCUAAUGUGGAUCCUCAAACCGACGCCCUCAUUCAGAAAACGAUCCGCGAAAAGUUCAAACAGUGCACGGUCCUCACCGUCGCCCAUCGGCUGCACACGGUCAUGGAUUCGGACCGGAUCCUGGUGAUGGAAGCUGGGGAGGCCCGUGAAUUUGAUGCACCACAUGUGCUGCUGCAGCAUGAAGGAGGCAUCCUGCGGGAUAUGGUGGAAGCAACGGGCCCAGCCGAAUCGGAAUCUCUUAAAACCAUCGCCUCGGAUACGUACGCUCGGAUGGAUCAAAGCAGACACUUCCCGAACGGACUGCCCAACCCGUGGCGAUUUAGCAAGGAGGAGUAGGGAAGGCAACUGUUAGUUAGAAGUGUGUUCAUAGAAUUAGGUCGAUAAGCCAAAUCGUGAAGUGCCCAGGGACAAUGCAGUUUUACAACCACAAACUCAUACAGUUAUUUUAUGAUAUUUUAUAUGGCAUCUUUAGUAUUUGUACAAAAGAAAAACUCAAACAGUUUCUUCAA